Messenger RNA from Artibeus jamaicensis (Jamaican fruit-eating bat), 2421 nucleotides. RefSeq names its product WD repeat domain 45B (gene WDR45B). Bases 140 to 1174 code for a protein of 344 amino acids. Gene Ontology annotation, cellular component: cytosol; extrinsic component of membrane; phagophore assembly site membrane. The record is from RefSeq and is a predicted model, not a curated record. Gene Ontology annotation, molecular function: phosphatidylinositol-3-phosphate binding; protein binding; phosphatidylinositol-3,5-bisphosphate binding. Lineage: Eukaryota; Metazoa; Chordata; Mammalia; Chiroptera; Phyllostomidae. Gene Ontology annotation, biological process: autophagy of mitochondrion; protein localization to phagophore assembly site; protein lipidation. The transcript is spliced from 10 exons.
ACGCACUCACGUACGCACGCAGCACGUCCGCCGCUAGCUUCCUGCCGCGGCGGCCUCGGAGGCGGCCUGACCGGACCCGCGUCGGGCCACCCUGAGCGGUAUGCGGCGCUGACGAGCGGAGACCCUCCCUGGCGGCGCCAUGAAUCUCCUGCCGUGCAACCCGCAUGGCAACGGGUUGCUCUACGCCGGCUUCAACCAGGACCACGGGUGCUUUGCCUGUGGGAUGGAAAAUGGAUUCCGAGUCUAUAACACCGAUCCACUGAAGGAAAAAGAGAAACAAGAGUUUCUGGAAGGAGGAGUUGGCCAUGUCGAAAUGUUAUUCCGCUGCAACUAUUUAGCAUUAGUUGGUGGUGGGAAAAAACCAAAAUACCCUCCCAACAAAGUGAUGAUCUGGGACGACCUGAAGAAGAAGACUGUCAUCGAGAUAGAGUUCUCCACGGAGGUCAAGGCAGUCAAGUUGCGGCGAGACAGAGUCGUGGUGGUUCUGGACUCCAUGAUCAAGGUCUUCACCUUCACACACAACCCCCACCAGCUGCACGUCUUCGAGACCUGCUACAACCCCAAAGGCCUCUGUGUCCUGUGCCCAAACAGCAACAACUCCCUGCUGGCCUUCCCGGGCGCGCACACCGGCCACGUGCAGCUGGUGGACCUGGCCAGCACCGAGAAGCCGCCUGUGGACAUUCCCGCCCACGAGGGCGUCCUGAGCUGCAUUGCCCUCAACCUGCAGGGGACGAGAAUCGCAACCGCGUCUGAAAAAGGGACCCUUAUCAGAAUAUUUGAUACUUCAUCAGGGCAUUUAAUCCAGGAGCUGCGAAGAGGGUCUCAAGCAGCGAACAUUUAUUGCAUUAACUUCAAUCAGGACGCGUCCCUCAUCUGCGUGUCCAGUGACCACGGCACAGUGCACAUUUUUGCCGCGGAAGAUCCAAAGCGGAAUAAACAGUCUAGUUUGGCAUCAGCCAGUUUUCUUCCGAAAUACUUUAGUUCCAAGUGGAGCUUUUCCAAGUUUCAGGUGCCCUCGGGCUCUCCGUGCAUCUGUGCCUUUGGAACGGAGCCAAACGCCGUCAUUGCAAUUUGUGCAGACGGCAGCUACUACAAGUUCCUGUUCAACCCCAAGGGGGAGUGCAUCCGAGAUGUCUACGCACAGUUCCUAGAGAUGACCGAUGACAAGCUGUGACUCUGCACCUGCAGAGCAGUCAGCACCCACCACUGAGAACCCCCAAAGUGCUGAGUGCGCCCAGACUCCUGGGGCUGGUGCCGGCACCCUUGGGGCCUUGUGGGUAAUGGACUGGAGGGACUGCCGGGGACCUUGGCCCCGAAGCCAUAUGCGGUUGUCUGUUUUCCUCAGCAAGGCUUCGCGUUUCCAGUAUUAAAGGGAGAAUCAUCAUCGAGGCACCACGGACACUCAAGUGGCUCUGAGGAGCCCGAGCCGGACGCUGGUUUGUCACCAGUGGUGUACCAGUGAUGGCCGCUGUACGGACCUACUGCUCCUGCACCUGCACCGGGACGCCACACAGACUGAGGGCCUGGGCGGGUGCGAGGGUGGACACACCCAAGUUUGUUUUGGGAACAGAUUCCAUUAUUUUCACUGAGUCCGUGAUGGGGAAGUGAACAGAUGUGUAGAUGUUAGUUCUCACGCUACAGCCAGAUUUUCAAGAGUAGCAAUACCAGCAGCAGCCUUAGGGAAGGAGAGAGGUAUUGUCUCCCAUCUGAACCUGAAGCAGAGAUGCAGCUGGGUCAGAGCACAGGUGGGCCGUUCCCUCCCUCGGGAGCCCUGCGUCUUGGCCCUCAGCCUGCCGCGAGUGCCCGCCCCCCCCCCACCAGUGCCGGCGUCCUGUCUCCCGGGGUGGCUGUGGGCAUUGAGGCCGGUGCCAGGCCCACCCGUGGGCAGGGCACGUGAGCCUCGCCUGGGUCUCUGGGAAAGCUGCUGGUGACACUGAGCCUCCCUGGUGUGUGCGGGGAGCAGAGUCACACAUAGACUUUAAAAAUCAGUCACAAGACAGCGUCACCUGAUGUGGAGAACGUGAAGGGACAGGUUUGGUGCCCGUCUCAACCUCCCCAUCUCCCAGCGCCGCACACUGCUGUCCCAAGGGUGAGCAGCUCCCACCCUGUUCUUAACACGCAGUCACUAAAGUAGGUUGUGGGCUCCCCAGUGUCCGUGCUACUUGAGGUCUGUAUUUGAUUUUCUUAAAUUCCCUUUGAAGAAACCUAGUUCAGUUUUCAGUUCACGUUGCGAACAUUUAGAACUGCUGCAGCAAGUUGUCCGUUUUGCCUGUUCUUUUACUGUCAUGUAACCAACUAACUUUGUAUGUGGGUUUCAAUGUCAGGUAUGCAUGUUCCCUCAUGUGUAUUUAAUCAUGCAGUUUAAUUUUGCACACUUGUUUUUAAUGUUUCUUUUAAAUAAAAGUGACUAAUUUUGUUGUA